CGUCACGGCCUUUCCUCAAUCAUUCCCAAUCUCUCCGCCCUUCUCUUCAUCUUCCCGACUCCAACCUCACUCCGUCACCUAAACCCUAACGUCGUCGUCGAUCUCCUUCCCUUUCCGCUUCCAACAUCCCAAACCCUAACCGUCACCCCGAUGGCCUCGCAGGACUUCCCUCUCACCGACGAUUCCAGCUUCCCUCAGACCUUCUCCAACGGCAACUCCGAAGCUGAGCCCGAGAAAUCCGCGACCAAACGCAGCGCGAAGAAGCUCAAAACCAAUGACUCCGAUUACCGUAAAGAUCGCGAGGAAUGGUCAGACACCGCGAUCGCCUGUCUCCUCGAAGCCUACACGGAUAAGUUUAAUCAACUCAACCGCAGUAAUCUGCGCGGAAGGGACUGGGAGGAGGUUGCCGAGGCGGUUAGUGAGAGGUGCGGAGGGGCUUCCGGUAGCGCUGAGGAGAAGCAGAAGUACUGGAAGAGCGUGGAGCAGUGUAAGAACAAGAUUGAUAAUUUGAAGAAACGUUACAAGGUGGAGCUGCAGAGGGUGACUGGCGGUAACCUGGCGACCAGCCAUUGGCAUUGGUUUAAGCAGAUCGAAGCCAUCAUGGGGAAUCCAGGGAGUAAUAGCAGCAGCAGCAGAGCCGUGGAAUCUGUGGACAAAGCUGUUGGUUCUUCCAAUCUUCCCAGGCAAACUGCUAAGAGGUCGAUUUCUAACAGUUUCAUGCUGGAAAAUAUCCCAAAAUCAAAAUCAAUACCAACCAUAAAGUGGAAGAGAGUAGUGUUCAAAAUUAGUGGUGUUGCAUUAGCUGGGGAUGGCCAAAGUAUUGACCCUAAGGUAGCAAUACAGAUUGCGAAGGAAAUAGAAAUAGCUCAUCGCCUUGGAGUGGAGGUAGCAAUUGUGGUUGGUGGGCGAAACUUCUUUUGUGGAGACUCAUGGGUAUCUGCUACUGGCUUUGAUAGACCUACCACUUACCAAAUAGGCAUGAUGGCAACAGUAAUGAAUUCAAUAUUGCUUCAAUCAGCUUUAGAGAAGCAAGGUAUUCAGACUCGUGUGCAAAGUACAUUUGUGCUGCCAGAGGUUGCUGAACCAUACAGCAGGCAACGGGCUAUCCGACAUCUUGAAAAGGGAAGAGUUGUCAUAUUUGGUGGCAUCGGUGCUGGCACUGGGAACCCACUUUUUACAACUGAUACAGCUGCAGCACUGAGAGCUUCAGAGAUUAAUGCCAACGCAGUCCUCAAAGGUACUAAUGUUGAUGGCGUCUAUGAUAGUGAUUCUGGUAAUGGCAGUGUGGCUUUGGAACACAUAUCCUUCAGGGAUGUGGUUUCCAGAGGUACUACCUCCAUGGACAUGAUGGCCAUUACAUACUGUGAAGAGAAUGGGAUUCCUGUUGUGAUCUUUAAUUUGCUGGAGCCUGGGAAUAUUUCGAGAGCAUUAUGUGGACAACAAGUUGGCACCUUGAUUGACCAAGCAUGAGGGAUCAGUUAAUGUAAUUGAAACCAUCUUUUACCUUCUUCAAUUAAUAAAGGUGCUGGCUUUGAAGGGUAUCCAAUAACUUGCAUCUAACCUGGAGCUGCUCUUUUGAAAAACUUGGGAAGUGGAAGGUUUGUAUAUUAUGCAGUGAACACAAUAAAUGGUUUAGAUGGACCAGGAACAGGGGUUGGAAAGGCAGCGUGGCUGCAAUGUAUAUGCCAUACUUGUUCGUCUGUUUUUAAGUAUUGAAGAGAUAUUAAGGCCAGAGAUUGUGGGACUCAGCUAUCUGUAUUAGCUCUUGUUAUUCUAGUGGUGCCUCAGUUCUGAUAUAGCUAGCAUUCCUUACAAGUUUCUCCGUUUCUGAGGGUAAAUGUUUCUGUACAUGACUGGAUGACUAGUUAAAGAAAAGGGAUGCAACUUU
Messenger RNA from Rubroshorea leprosula, 1888 nucleotides. The record is from the annotation of a GenBank genome assembly. Lineage: Eukaryota; Viridiplantae; Streptophyta; Magnoliopsida; Malvales; Dipterocarpaceae.